Labrus bergylta (ballan wrasse) is the source of this 2325-nucleotide messenger RNA. NCBI's taxonomy places the organism in Eukaryota, Metazoa, Chordata, Actinopteri, Labriformes, Labridae. The record is from RefSeq and is a predicted model, not a curated record.
GGUCUUAAUUCUAUGCUCAUGUUAUUUAAUUGUAAAUCUCUGAUCAUUGUGUUCAGUCUGCUCUGUGCUCGUUGAGUCUGGUCUUAAUUCUAUGCUCAUGUUAUUUAAUUGUAAAUCUCUGAUCGUUGUGUUCAGUCUGCUCUGUGCUCGUUGAGUCUGGUCUUAAUUCUGUGCUCAUGUUAUUUAAUUGUAAAUCUCUGAUCAUUGUGUUCAGUCUGCUCUGUGCUCGUUGAGUCUGGUCUUAAUUCUAUGCUCAUGUUAUUUAAUUGUAAAUCUCUGAUCGUUGUGUUCAGUCUGCUCUGUGCUCGUUGUGUCUGGUCUUAAGUCUUUGCUCAUGUUGAGUGGUUUGAAAUCUGUGAUCGUUGUGUCUGGCCUGUAGGGGACAUGUACACAGCAGAGGAGGAGUCGGAGGAUCCGGAGUGGGUGGAGUCAGAGCGUCAGCAGUUUAUGGAGUUCAGAGACAAAAACAAAGACGGGAAAAUGGACAAAGAGGAAACUCUGGACUGGAUCCUCCCGUCAGAUUAUGACCACGCUGAAGCCGAGGCCAAACACCUGCUGCACGAGUCAGACGCCAACAAGGACGGGAAACUCAGCAAACAGGAAAUCCUGAAUAAAUUCGACGUGUUUGUCGGGAGUCAGGUGACGGACUUCGGCGAGGCGUUGCUACGACACGACGAGUUCUAGAGACGCAGAAGAAAAUCUGUUUUUUGUUUUUUUUCCUUUUUUAAAGUUAUUUAUUCAGACACACUUAUCUUGAAUUUAACACAUUUGGAGUUUUGUUAUUUACUCAGAUUUACUCUGAAGUUUUUUUUUUAACCCUUUGACUUCCACACUAAGAAAUCCAUUCGCAAAAGAUUGUUUGUUGGUAAAGUUGUGUUCCUGCCUCUUCAUUAAGCAACAUUUCAGGUUAUAUUUUUCAGAUUACCCAAUCAGGAAGCAGAUAUGCAGGUCAACCAGCUGGUUGCCUGUUUAGGGUUACUUUGGAUAUGAAUGGAUUUCUUUCAUUUCUGCAACAAAAUGUUUAGUUUUUUCAAAUUUAACAUCACAGAGAGUUUUAACUUGUUAAAAUAAAAUAUAAUUAAUUUAACAAAUUGAAUGAGUAGCAAUGGUUAGAAAAGGUGAACAAAAUAAGACAUGAGUGAUGUGAGCCAGGCCGUUUGUGCAGACCAUGUUUUGUGAGGAAUCGUAGAUAUAUAUUUUAUUGUCAAAUUUAUUUCCUUCAACUAAAAUAUGAUUGUUAGAGUAUCUAUAAAUGAUACGUGACCCGGACGUUUGCUCUUAUUCUGUGAGAUUUCUGAGGAGCUGAAUCACUCCCGGUAUUUUCCACAGUUUUAAGACAAUGAUAAUUAUGUACAGCAGCGCCACCCAUUGGACAUAAUCUGUGUUACAUACACUAUUCAAUGAGGUGAACGAGGAUAAACAGCCAAAGAUAGGUUUUCAGAGUUUUAAAUACAGCAAUAUGGCAGCGGAAAAUAGGUCAACCGCGUGGUUACAAUGCAAGUCAAAGGGUUAAUCGAGUUUCAUCUUUACAUUUCAGUUAUUUGGACUUUGAUAUUUGCUGUGUUUUGUAAACGCUACGUCGAUGAUUUCACUUUACCUCUUUGUACCUCUCAGUUUUUAGCAGUGAGCCUUCAGUGUUCAUUUGUGUUUAUAACGCCACCUGUGGUUUCACUAAACUUCAUGAGACUUUGUUUUAAAUAUCUGAAAGUUCUGUAAAAUAUUUUGAUAUCAAAGUAUAAAUAAUGACACUAAAGCCUGGUGUACGCUGUACGGUGGUAGGAAAGUCUCUCACUGUACGACCCGAUUGUGGGACCUGAGAGCUCGCACUGUGUGAGUAAAGUCGAGACGGAGCAGUCACAAUUUUAGAAAAAAGAAAACUCCCCCAGUCGGAGGUUGAUUUCAGUUGUCUUGGCUACACACACCAGCAAAAAAAAAAACGUGUGCUUGUUAGUGCAUUAGCAAUAAACACAAGCUAACUAGCCACUAAAUCAUCAUACUUCCUGUCAACUGGAGGUCCGCAGAUAUUUGUGCCUUCUGUUGCCAUGAUGAUUUCAGGCGCUGUCUGCAAAGUUAGAGGAGGGGGGAAAAUCCGAGUCUAGGAAUCCGCUCGUGGCUCUGCUCAGAAAGUGCGAUUGUGAGCAGGCGUAUUUUCAAAAUAUCAAACAUGUAGGAAAUUCACUGAUCAGGAGAGCUGUGCGAGUGGUGAUUGGCGUCGUGCCUCAGUGUACACUACACGACUGACGGCGGGCGAUUGAGCUGAAAUCCGUACAGUGUACGCCGGGCUUGACCUUUCUGUUGUUAAAUAAAAAAAUACAGUUAUAAUUC